This is a messenger RNA of Neurospora tetrasperma FGSC 2508, 351 nucleotides long. RefSeq lists its product as uncharacterized. The transcript has 3 exons. Bases 49 to 234 code for a protein of 61 amino acids. Lineage: Eukaryota; Fungi; Ascomycota; Sordariomycetes; Sordariales; Sordariaceae. The record is from RefSeq and is a predicted model, not a curated record.
CAUCAACCAAGACAUAAAAGUCAACAACAACAGCAACAAAAAGUCAAGAUGCUCAACGGUAAAAAGAUCAUCACCAUUGGUUUGGUAGUAACCUUUGGCAUCGUGAAUGGAUACUACACAUUUGCCCCCAGUCUCCGGGCGGAGAAGGAGAAGCGUGAAGGCCUAAACCUUGGUCCCCCGGCCAAGCCCUCUCCAUAUGAGAUUAGGAAGCAAGAGUGGGAGAAAAGAGAAUGAGAUAUAGGAUGCUAGCAAGGAGUCGAGUAACAACUAGGUAUCGUGAUCAUACCAUCGACCAAGGCAUGAGUUAUAUAUAUUUAAAGGGAUAUGUCGGUCCAUAGUUGUCCCUCUUUU